GUUGUUUUUGUGCUCCUCGACUUGCUUUGGUUUGUAAUUGCGUUAUAUUUUACAGCGCUCGGUCUCUUUCUCACUUUAACUACCUGUUAUGUACGGCAUAAAAUUUCGACGCACUGAAAUUGGUUUCAAGUGUGGAAUGAGAGAUAAGAACGUCUUAAGCAAAUGCAGCAUAGAAACGGCGCUUAAACUUUUCUCUCACACUCUUACGUCGACUCUAUACGUCUAAACUACAGCCAAGAUCCAUUGAAAUGUCGAAAAUCACAAAAUCAAAUGCUUCGCUUUAAUCUUUCUCUCAGUUUGCCCGUCUGUAUGUACCGUUUGCAUAUUGUUUAUUUGUUUAUUUGAUGUGUUUUUGAGGGAAAUUCUGUUUCGUAAGCAAAAUACUGUCAAGGGCGAGAGUGUAGGAUGUUGAAUAAGUCAAGCCGGGGCAAUUAUAUCUCUGAUAAAUAAAAUGACACUUCUUUCGAUUGCAUUAGCAGAUUUUCAAAUGAAAAUAUGUUAUCAGUGUUUCGGAUGCAGUUAAACGAUUUGUGUGUGUUGCGUAUAGUGUUAACGUCAGCUCAGUUUUCGAUACGAAACGUGGCGACAAAAUGCCAGUGUCGAUAUGAAAACGGUAUUGAUAAUCAAUAUUCACAUUUGGUUAUAAUAUUACAACUAUUAUUGGUUGGACAGUUGCUGAGUCGGUUAUUGAAACAGAAAAAGAAGAAGAGAAAACAGUAUGUUGGUGGUGCGUGUGUUUUGUUUUUGGUUAGCAAACGAAAUAUUUUGCUGCAUAGUUUCAAUUUCGGCCAUUAAGCCGUUGCCGACAAGUGAUGCGUGCGAGAAUAAUUAUACACCAUUUUGUGAAGAAUUGCGAAACUGCAAAAACGUUUACACAAACAAUAUCGAACAUCGUGAAUUCAUCGAGCUGUCAUCGAACCACACAACCGAUUUGUUGUUGGAGUUUUAUGUGAUUGGAUCCAGUGAUUGCCAUGUUCAUUUAUCGCCGGUUGUCAAUCCAAAUCAAACUAACUAUGGAGUCUAUGAUUUUCUGAUUGGGGGAUUUAACAACUCCCGCACCGUUGUUAAACACGGACGGAAAAUAUUUCGAGAUUUACGAACGGCAAACGUACUAUCGGAAAGUCAACCAGUUCAAUUCCGUAUCGAAAUCAUACCAAGUGGCGUUAUUCAAAUUUAUCGCAACGAUUUACUGCUGUUGGAGACGCUCGAUCGAAAUGUGGCGCCUGUUCGAUAUUUUAACUUUGCAACCGACGACCAUUUGAACGGAAUGUAUUUCUAUUAUGAUUGUAAGCACGCUUCAUUGUCGGCCAAAAACGUCUCAGCCGAUGCCCCUGAUGAUUUCAAGAAUGCUUCAGCGUCGGCACAAAACAUCACAAUCGAUGAUGAUAAGCACGUUUCAUCGUCGGCCGAAAACAUCACAACCGAUGCCCAUCUCAAAGUCUUUGUCUUGGUCGCCUUAUGUAUACGAUUGACCUUAUUUAGCUACAGAUAAGUUUUGAUUAUUCGUCUUCGUCGUCGUCUUCUGUAUUUGACUCAAUUAAAACGAAAAUAAACAUGAAAACACCCCAUAAUACAAUUCAGCAAUGACAACAACAUCAAACAAAAACAAAAAUAUUUAGAAAGUAUUGUAGUAAAAAUAAAUCGAUUAUUUUUUUUGUGUUCUGUGUUUUCGGAAAUGUAAGCCUAAUGAAAACGGUUGUAUAACGUCGAAAAUUUUACACAUUUGUUGUACUCCGUAUGUACCGCGAUGGUUUUUUUCGGAACAAAUAUCGAUCCUUUUGUUUAGCACCAGACAGUUGAGUGCGUGUGUGAAUAGAAUGAGUGCUAUAGCUUUAAUCAACGAACGUAUGAACGAACAAACGAAUGAAUGAACGAAUGAAUCCCAAUAAAUCCACACGAUAUGAACAAAAGGCAAAUCCAUCAUAAAGCAUCAAAAGAGUACUUCAUCCAUAAAUCGAGAUGUAUAUUUCGGUUUUUUGGCUGCUGACUGUGAGUCUGCGGUGCGGGGGGUAUGCUCUUCAGUUGUAUCCACCUGAGUUAUGAAUUAUAUUGAUAAAUGGUAAUUAUAAAACAUUUAAUAAAUGUAUUUGAACUUUGAGUGGAAAAUGUCGGCACGUUUGUAUCUUGUUUCUUGAUGCUAGGCUUUUGUAAUACGAUUUCACCGAUUUUGAGUCACAGUGCAUAUCUCGUAUUCAAUGUACCCAUCACAAACACAAACCAAACCAAACCAAUCCAAUCAUAUUUUAGACGUGGCAUUUUAUGUGAAGGGCAGUAAAAAGUGGCAUAUAUCGUUUAGCCAAAGCGAUAAAGUAAAUUAUCACGACGGUGCUAGCUAUGAAAUUCGUAAGUACACCCAUAAAAUUAGCUGAAGAAAAAAGCGCGCCAACACACACACACACACACACCAAACUACAUGUAUAUAUUUCUGAAAAACCUGUGCGAAAACUUAAAUGAGACAGCAUAUCCGUUGAGAUUGAAUAAAAGAUGAAGGUAGUUCGCUAAACGGUUUUUAUUGUCAAUCUAAUAGCCUGAAGAAACGCGCCUUUAAAUUACUCGCUGAAUUUAAUGGCAUGAUUAAAUCGGGCGUGUGGUGCUUAUUAAAAUAAAACCCGAAUAUUAUUUAUUCACACAGUUGCCAAAUAGAAUAGCGCACGCGAAUACUAAUCAUUCGCAAGAGGCGCAUUUUCAGCCGAUAUGUUCUUGAGGCCAGCAGCUGUAGCGGUGUAGUUCUACAUAUCGAACUAAGGAAAGUUGUUCAAAGUCAAAAUACAAAUGACCAAAAGGUAACAACGUUCAAAUAAUAAUAAAUACCAUAGUCUGGAUAAACGAAAUUUAAUUUCCUUCUAUUGAUUACUUUUUAGCUGGAUUCAUUUAUCUCUAUUGUAAGAAUAGUUUAUUGGUGCGAAACGACGUUUGACGUUUGAUCGAAAGCCAUUGUACGUGAAAUGGUUGAGCUUAUUGAAGUCAGCCCAUGUAAAAUAUUAUUAUAACUGCUAUCCUUCAACACCAGCGGCACCGCUGCUGCUGCUGCUGCUGCUGCUCGUCCUCCACCACCAGCAUAAGCAGCAGCAUCAUCAUCGUCGUCGUCGUCACUCACGCACCGUACAACAUCCAUGAAAAAUUCAUCAACCCGUAGUUCUUAUGGUGUGACAUUCAUUCAUUCGCCUCCCCUUCAUCAUUUGGCUUGUGUUUUACAUAUCAUCGAAGAUUUAAUUGAUCCCGUUACUCGUUACCAGUGUUUUAUGGCUUUCUAUUUUGGGCACAAUUUGCCAAUUCACAUAAAACAGUUUGUGUAAUAAUUUUGCCUUUUCACUUAGCCUGAUUUCAUUUCAUUAUUUUCAGCAUCAUGCCGAUGCUGUGCCAUAUCAGGCAUACUAUUAUACUUGCUAUUGUUAUUUUCCGUCUUUUUUUUCUUAUUUUUCGCGUACAUUUUCCUGAUCAAGAUUGGCAAGCCGGAAAUAGCACAGCUCAAUUUUCUUCAUACACACAUCCAUUCAUCAUGCAUUAAGAUAUAUUGGCAGUGAGAAUAUGUUUAUGACACAAUGUCACCAUGUUAUAUAUUUUUUUAUGCUCCUUUUGCCAUGUUCAUUGAUUUAUAUUUUCUAAAUAAUUCAUCAUUAGUGUAUUAGAAUUUCUGCUUCAUCCUUUUUUUACUCUUGUACAGUUCAUCCGCUUGAACGGUGUGCUUUGAGUGAUUUUUGAUUUACGCAAAUGCCAUUCCAUCGUUGGAAACAACAGGAGUAAAAAAAACAUGUAGAGAAAGAGAGCAGAAAAAAUAAAAAACAAAAACCAACAAUAAAAAAGAGAAAAAGAGGAGCGAACACACACACUCUUUACAUAUUUAUGGCAAUCAUACGUAUGUUUAACGUUUUCAGAGGGUUGAAAUAAAACGAACACAUUACAGCAGCUAUUCCGAAUUGGUACAUUUUUGGAUGUAUAUACUCAUUCCAUUUUGGUGGUUGAUUUUGUUAUGCGCGCUCAUACACACACAAGACGUCUCUAUCUCACUCUCACUCUCGCCUCUAUCUAUUUAUCCGAAUCUAUCUAUCUUUCGAUGUAAUACAUACAUAUGUAAAAGAAAUUUGCGGAUGGAAAAUAUAUUCCAUUUACAUAAGCAUUCAUUAUGAAUAAUAUAGUAUUAUGGCUAAGAUUCUGUGCAACCAAA
Sitodiplosis mosellana (orange wheat blossom midge) is the source of this 4165-nucleotide messenger RNA. RefSeq lists its product as uncharacterized. The coding region runs from base 719 to 1492 and encodes 257 amino acids. The record is from RefSeq and is a predicted model, not a curated record. The transcript is spliced from 4 exons. NCBI's taxonomy places the organism in Eukaryota, Metazoa, Arthropoda, Insecta, Diptera, Cecidomyiidae.